This is a messenger RNA of Ostrea edulis (European flat oyster), 3092 nucleotides long. RefSeq names its product clumping factor B-like. The transcript has 3 exons. Bases 1 to 2700 code for a protein of 899 amino acids. The record is from RefSeq and is a predicted model, not a curated record. NCBI's taxonomy places the organism in Eukaryota, Metazoa, Mollusca, Bivalvia, Ostreida, Ostreidae.
AUGGACAGAAUUAACGAAAUCCCUGGAAUGACAAAGACUUCCUCCACUACAAGCAAAGACGGUAGCUACACACGAACAGUGGUCCAGAAAACAUAUACACAUACCGUAGAUGGUGGGGAAAAUUCUGUAUAUGGAACAUUGAAGGAGAGCGGGAAUUCUGGGAAUCUGAUAACCAUGAAUGCGGGUAAAGACAUGGGCUUUAGGAAUAUGCAGUCGACACCAGGGUUUAGCUCACGGACUGUAACGUCCCGGUCGCUAGAAUCAGCACCACAAGUAUCAAGCUCCGGCAGACAAAUUUUGCUUAAGAAAACGGAGUCUAUCCCACCAAGGUCACUCAGUACUCGCCGAGUUGUCACCUCGAAAACCAGUCCAGAAAUUACAUCAAGGACCAUUACAACUCGAACCUCUUCUCUAGAAUCAAUGCCUGCAAUAACCUCAAAUUCCCGAAGAGUUGUUACAAAAAGUAGUUCCUCAAAAACCAUUCCAUUAUUCUCCUCUUCUAGUAAAUUUGCAACCAAGACAACUUCUAUGCAAAGUAAUCCUGUAGUGACGUCAUCAGGGAGGAAAACGAUUCAGUCCUCUUCAUCACAGAUGCUUUCUUCCCGACCAUUAUCAUCCGUUAACAUGGGAAUACGGGCAGCAACACAAUCAAUUUCACUGGACAGCAAUCCUCAGAUGACGUCAUCGAGGACAAAAGCCAUUCGGUCCUCUUCAUCACAGAAUUCAAUUGCUUCCAGACCAUUCUUAACUCGCAGUAACAUCCCAGAUGUUAACAUUGGAUCAAUGACAUCAAGGCAAUCAAUUUCACGAAGAAGCGAGCCCAUGAUGACGUCAUCAGGAACAAAAACCGUUCGGUCUUCAUCCUCCCAGAAUUUAUUUUCUUCAUCAUCCACAUCUGGCAAUAGCAUGACAGCUGCUGAAUUUGAUACUGGAUCAAGGACGUCGAGUCAAUCACUUAGAGAUAGAUCAGCAUCCCUCACAAACAGCCUCAAUCCUUAUGUAGAGACUUCAACGCCCUCUAGACAAACUCGGGAGUUUUCAUCUUCAACAAAGACCGGCAUGGAGAUCCCGGCAUCAAAAAAGAUAUCUACGGCAGAAUUUUCGUCCUCCAGAUUUUCAUCUGCUACAAAACUACUUCCACGCCCAGGCGCGUCCGAUUUCACAGUAAUAAGAGUGCGAGAGCGACUCCCUGCAACAGUGGAAGAGACAUCUAGAGGAACAUCAUUUAGAAAAACAAGAUUCGACACGUAUGACAGAAACACUGGGGCAAAUGCCCUUACAUCUUCCCGCACCAGGUCCUUAUCAUCUUCUCCUACAUUUGUAACUUCUUCAAUGUCCAACUCCUCUGAAGCCACAAUCGCCUCCCCUGAAUUGAUGCCCGUGACAGCAGGGGGUUCAGUUCAAGCUUCUGCAUCAGACAAUAUGGUACAGAACAUGGUCGCCGCGGACAUAGCCACUGGAGGGGACGUUGUGGAGGGAGCCAUGGAGAUGGCUGGUAACGUUGUAGAAGGCGCACAAGAAGUGGCGGGAAAUGUUGUGGAGACCAUGCAGGAGAGAGCUGGUAACGUUGUAGAAGCCGUCAAUAACGUGGGGGAAAACAUCGCCGAGGCUGGAGCAAAUAUGGUAGAAAAUGUCGUCGAGGGUGUGGAAAAGAGAGUAGAAAUUGCUGGCGAGGUCGCUGAAAAUGUUGUAGAAGGCGUAAAAGACGUCUUAGAUGAUGGAAGUUUACCAAAUCCGCUCAUGACUGGGGGAAGAGGGGAUAUAGACAAUAGAUUGGAUAUUGGAGAAACUGAUGAUAAGGAUUUAGCGAUAGAAGGGUCGCUUGGGGAUAGAGACAGAUAUAGGAAAAGUGAUGAAAUGGGCGCCGCUGUCGGUCUGCGGAGAAAUGGAGACUCUGGUGAGGAUUCAAACGGCGACGGAGAUAGUGACAGUGAGGAGAGAGACACUAAUUCCGGCAUUGACAGAGAUGGUGAUGGCGACAGUGACAGUGAAGAACGUGACUCCAAUUCUGGCGAAGACUCUAAUGGCGACGGAGAUAGUGACAGCGAAGAACGUAGAAGAGGAUCACUCGCCGGUCGUGAUUCGUCAGGUGAAAGAGACAGCGAGAGUACGGAAAGAAGGGGCGGAAGACGCCGGGGUAGCAGACGCGGAAGAUGGUGGAGAAGAGACGGAAGAGGUUCGGAUUCCAGCGCGGACAGUGGAAGUAACAGCCAAGGUUCUGACUCCAGUGACGAAAGCAGGGACGGAGACAGGGACGACAGCGGGUCAGACUCCAGCAGCAGCGACUCCAUGGAAGAUGAUUUCGAUUACUUCGAAGAUAUGAAUGAUUUCUGGAUGAACGGUGGAUCUAGGAGGUCUUCUAGCAAACGAAAAUCUCUGACCACCUCAUCAUCCAGUCUAACUAGAUCCAACUCUCAGAGAAUCGGUACUUCCAAUCUUAAUUUACAGUCAUCUAGGUCUGGAUCUAGUCGGGCUACCGCCAACCCUGGUUACCAGAGAGGAGACAUGAGAAGGAUUAUUUCACAGAUAAGAAACAAUGGCGGAGCUGUUAUCUCUCUCCCUGAGGCCAAGUCAAAUACCAUGGUUCAUUUCUUUGUUAAAUGGAGAAAGUCCAACCUUUCCAAGAAAGGACAGAAGAUGUUUAUAAGAACACCAGAAGCAACUGUUGCAAUUCUAAGACAUCCAAAUCGUCGAAUUUAAUUAGCGUUGAAUACUGACGCUAGCAUAUACAUGCUGCAAUGUCAUUCAUAGUCCAUACACAUAUUUAAAGUACACCUAAAACAGAGAAGGGAUACCUGUUAGGGAACCGACGUCCCGGGAUUAUCAAACACACUAGUAAUAUAUGAUUACAUGCUCAUAAAAAUUUGUAAUAAAAUAUGAAAAGCAAUAUGUAUCGACAUUAAGGAAUCCGAUCCAUAAAAGCAUUUAUUUUCACAAAAAGUCAAUAUUUGUAGCACUAAAUCUUUUGUGAAAACGAAAAGCCUGAUUUUUAGUGAGAUAAAGAUGGCAGAAAGAGUAAAUGAUGCCACAUUUAUUUAUACUGAAUUAGAUUUUUUUGUCAGAGUUAUCUCCCCUUGUAGAAAUGUAUAAAA